UGUUUGCGGCGGGUUCUUCUCCGUAACAUUCAGAGCACUUCUUCAAUCAAUGGCGUCUCUCUCUGUCAAAUCAACACUACUUCAUCUUCAGCUUGCUUUCCUCCUCCUCGUAAUGGUAUCGUUUUGCAUGGUUGAUGAGGUUAGCGCGAGACCACGACAAAGAGAGUUCGAUUAUUUCAAGUUGGCUCUGCAAUGGCCUGGCACUUACUGCCAGCACACUCGCCAUUGCUGCUCCUCUAAUGCUUGCUGCCGAGGUUCAAAUGUUCCAACUGAAUUUACAAUCCAUGGGCUGUGGCCUGACUAUAACGAUGGAACCUGGCCUGCCUGUUGCAGGCGAUCGGAUUUUGAAGAAAAAGAGAUCUCAACAUUGCUUGAUGGUCUAAAGAAGUAUUGGCCAUCAUUAAGUUGUGGUUCAUCGUCAACUUGUCAUGGUACAAAAGGAUCAUUUUGGGCACAUGAGUGGGAGAAGCAUGGGACUUGCUCCUCUCCAGUUGUCCAAGACGAAUACAGUUAUUUUGUAACAGCCCUUAAUGUAUACUUUAAGUAUAAUGUCACGAAAGUACUGAAUGAAGCGGGAUAUAUUCCUUCAAAUACUGAAAAAUAUCCUCUUGGAGGUCUUGUCUCUGCCAUUGAGAAUGCUUUCCAUGCAACCCCAUCACUGGUUUGCUCAGAAGGUGCUGUACAGGAACUUUAUUUGUGCUUCUACAAGGAUUUCAAGCCUCGGGACUGUGUAGUUGGAUCAAUAAUUCAAGACGUAUAUUCCUCAAAAAGCUCAUGUCCAAUGUAUGUUAGCCUGCCGUUAUAUUUUUCAUCUGGCCUUGAUGUUGCUGAAACUGCAAUCUCAUGGAUACCAGAUAAUGAAGCUCUCUGAGAUCUUGGCAAAUGUUGUACACUUAUCCAAUAGUUGAUAGAUGUUGUCAUUAUUCACAACAUAUGAUGCCUCUGCAUAAUUAAUGUAUAUGUCAUUUAUUUGCAGAAUUGGACCUCUGUCUGGCAUGGCACACAGAGAUUCUUGGAUUUGGUUUUAUAAUUAAGUUCCUUAAAAUACAUUAGCAAACA
Messenger RNA from Hevea brasiliensis (rubber tree), 1059 nucleotides. RefSeq names its product ribonuclease 2. The record is from RefSeq and is a predicted model, not a curated record. Bases 50 to 871 code for a protein of 273 amino acids. NCBI's taxonomy places the organism in Eukaryota, Viridiplantae, Streptophyta, Magnoliopsida, Malpighiales, Euphorbiaceae. Gene Ontology annotation, cellular component: extracellular region. Gene Ontology annotation, biological process: RNA catabolic process. The transcript has 9 exons. Gene Ontology annotation, molecular function: ribonuclease T2 activity; RNA binding.